AUGGCCGAAAGCUUCGAGGAAGUCGCCAAGCAGUUCAUCCAGUUCUACUACAACAGCUUCGAUAGCGACCGCAAAUCACUCUCUGGCCUCUACCGUGAGCAAUCCAUGCUCACCUUCGAGUCCGCUUCGGUCCUCGGUGCCACUGCCAUCGUUGACAAGCUUGCAUCUCUUCCGUUCGGAAAGGUCAAGCACCAGGUCUCCACCCUUGAUGCCCAGCCUGGUAUGGUUCAGGGAGGCAUCGUCAUCCUAGUCACUGGCCAGCUUCUGGUCGACGAGGAGGAGCGCCCGAUGAACUACACGCAAGCUUUCCAGCUGGCUCUUGACCCCGCCAGCGGCCAGUACUUUGUUUUCAACGACAUUUUCAAACUGGUCUACGGCUAA
This is a messenger RNA of Drechmeria coniospora, 381 nucleotides long. RefSeq names its product nuclear transport factor 2. Gene Ontology annotation, cellular component: nuclear pore central transport channel. Bases 1 to 381 code for a protein of 126 amino acids. Lineage: Eukaryota; Fungi; Ascomycota; Sordariomycetes; Hypocreales; Ophiocordycipitaceae. The transcript is spliced from 6 exons. The record is from RefSeq and is a predicted model, not a curated record. Gene Ontology annotation, biological process: protein import into nucleus.